CUGCAGCAGGAGGAGGAGGGUUUACAACGAGCGAGCGAGAGGAGGCAGAAGUUGUAAGGAGGAGGCUGGUCUUACCACGGCAAGCGCAGGGAAAAGGUGAAAUGAGCCCUCGGAAACUUCGGUGGGAGAGGAAACGUUACCAAAGGACCAAACGAGCUGCCUGAUUGUUGAACCCCCCGGCCCUCGUCCAGGGCAAGGGAUGGGCCAGACGUCAGUCUCCACUCUCUCUGAGCAUGCAAGUGUUGAUGGGAUAGAUAAAGCAUCAAUUGGAAAUUCAGAUGGGCCAACCUCCGGGUCCCGAACUCCUCCUUUCAAGAGAAAGGGCAAACUUUCCAGCAUUGGCAAAAUCUUCAAACCGUGGAAAUGGCGGAAGAAAAAGACAAGUGAAACAUUUAGAGAAACAUCAGCAGUGCUGGAAAGAAAGAUAUCAACCAGGCAAAGCAGAGAGGAGCUGAUAAGAAGGGGUGUCCUGAAGGAAAUAACUGAGCAAGGUGGAGAUGUAACUGUAAACUAUGAAAUCUCCAAUGGACACACAAUAGUCAUUGGUGAGGAAGCCAUACAGGAAGAAAACAUAAAGACCACCGAAGACAAUAGUUCCAACUCAACAAAGCCACCCACUCUAGAAGAGAAAAAAGAGAACAAAAAAGAGAAACCUCUUCCCAAAGAUCCUGAAACAUCAGCACCCCGUGCUCUGCCACCGCCUAAAUCUAAGCCUAAAGCUAAAAAAGCAACCAUACCUCCAAAAAAUGCCGCUGCUGCUGCUACCACUAGCCAUAAGACUAAUGAAGUGCCACAUGCUAAAAAAAAAGGCAAGGUGCCUGCUAAGCAGACCUCUGCCCCACCUCCCAAGCCAACAAGCCGCAAUGUGAAUCGAGACGCUGCUAGUUCGUCCCAUGUAAAAAAAGUGCAAGCCUCCAAGUCUUCUUCAUCUCCUUCAUCAUCAUCAUCAUCUCGCCCUAAGAUCUCUAAGGAGCUAUCAUCAACCAAAACAGGCAAAGGAACUCCUAGGGAUAAGAAAAAGGUUGGAAAACAAGUGACUACGCGAACACCUGCAGAUGGGGACAUUUCUCCUGCUUCAAAAUCAAGAACAGGCAACUCAGAAACAAAGGCAGAAGCCUCUAAUCCAGAAGAGACUCCCUGCAUUGUUCUUGAAACUGAAGAUACAAACCAGCCCAACACAGCUACUGUUCCUCCCCCUCCGCCUGCUGUUCCACCUCCUCUUCCUCCAUCCAUCCCAUCUCCAGGCUCUCAGCCCACUGGUUUUUCAGACAUACAACAUGUGCCAGUUAGCAGUGAACUAGGCCUGUCUGUUCCUGGCACAAAUUCUAAUGUUCUUCAUAUGAAAACUGAAGUAGACAAUGAAAGCUACUCGAGUCAUGCUGUUUUAGACAAUAACCUGGAAACUGGGGGAGAAGACACAGAAUGUUCUGUUACCAAUGAAGACCACGAAAAAGUGAGCCCUAGCCCAGAAAGUCCUGAGUUGACAGAUGACUCUUCUGAAGCCUUGAACACUCCAGAGAGGGAAAGCAGCAAAGAGAAUCACACCAGUGACUCAGAUUCAGAUGGGCCGAUACUCUACACAGAUGAUGACGAUGAAGAAGACGACGAUGAUGCAGGUAGUACAAGCUCGUUAGCAAGUAAAAUCCGUCGUAGGGAUACUCUUGCAAUCAAACUUGGCAACCGACCAUCAAAAAAAGAACUGGAAGACAAAAACAUCUUGCCGAGAAAUUCUGAAGAGGAGAGGCAGGAAAUCAGACAGCAGAUCGGCACAAAGCUAGUGAGGAGGCUUAGCCAGAGGCCUACUUCUGAAGAAUUAGAACAAAGAAAUAUCCUGAAGCAGAAGAAUGAAGAAGAGGAACAAGAAGCUAAAAGAGAACUAAAGCGCAGUCUCAGCAGAAAGCUGAGUCUGAGACCAACAGUGGCUGAACUUCAAGCUAGGAGAAUCUUACGUUUUAAUGAGUACGUGGGAGUGAUGGAUUCUCCAGAUUAUGACCGUCGUGCCGACAAGCCCUGGGCAAGGUUAACACCUGCAGACAAGGCAGCAAUACGGAAAGAAUUAAAUGAAUUUAAAAGCACGGAAAUGGAAGUACAUGAAGAGAGCCGACAGUUUACAAGGUUUCACCGUCCAUAAUUGUUUGAAAAUAGUCUGUAGUCUAGAUGUGAAAAUCUUUCCUGGGGAUAGCAGAGCAUCCUGAAGAACUGAGAGUGCUUGGGACCUGGAAUGACUGCCUGAAAUCACUGAAGAAUGUGGCCCUCAUGUUUAACAAUGACUUGGAAGUAAUACUGGGGAGUAAUGUGGAUGUGGCAAUAUCAUAAAAGAAGAAGUGGCCUAGCAACCCUCUUAUUCAAAGCCAAAAUCUCUUCUCAUUAGCUGUUUGCCAGAAAAGAAGAGCAGAAGAUCAUUGUUGUCAGGAAGUAGUAAUAAUUCACUUUUUGGGGGGGGAGAAUAGUCUACUUGUCAGCCAACACAGAAUGAACGAAAUUAAUAGCAUUCUUCAUGGAAGCAACUUCAUGCUAUAUUUAGACUUUGGAACUUCUUGACUUCUUGAAAAUGCAAAUUCAUGAAUGUCAGCAAUUCUAUAAGUGUCCGUUCCAGAAUACUCAGCUUGUGAUAUCCAGGUGGAAAACCACCGAAGACUUCUUUUCAACAGAGCUUACAGAGCAGGAAUUUAGCAUAGGAUCACUGAAAGUUUCAGUAAUUACUUUAAGAACAAUUCAUAGGUGUAUCUACAAAUUAUCCUGCUUGUCAAAAGUACAUUGAGCUUGCAGUCUUGAUCAUGGGUUUAUGUAAGUGCUUAGAGGUAUGUCAGUAGAACCUUCAGGCAGGUAACUGCUGGAUUGCAACACACAUAUAUGUUUUAUUUAAAAACUUAUUUUAAAGGAAAACUUCAGGCCCCCCUUCCAUGAUCAUGUAUCAGUUUGGGUAAUAUAGUUAGGGAAGACAGUAAGUAAGUAACAGAAAGAUUCAGGCUUUGAAAUGCUUUAAAAGCUGCUUUUCAGGUCACAACAAUCAUGAUGACUUCUAAUCAUUCUUAGGCAGACAGUACCGACAAUCAGAUUUUGAAGCCAAAAUCAGAAAUGAAAGUAAGUGAUUAUCAAAUAGUUCUGGACUGCAGCUAAUAAUGGCUUAAUUUGGACGUAAAGCCAUGGCUUACUAAGGUUAGUUUGUGAAACCAGGACAAUCACUCAAGUAUCGGUUUGCCUUGACAAGCGCUGGUUUCAUUUCCUUCUCUAUAGCCUGAAGGGUCGUCACUGAAGAACAAGCCAAAACAUUUAACAAGACAUCACUCAAAACAAUAGUUAAGAACUGUGGUUACUAAACCAAGGAGAUCCUUCUUUGACAGACCCUAACAAACCAUAGUUACUGGAGUGGUCUGCAUUCAGUCACACUAACUAUAGUUAUUUAAAACCAUGGUUCUGUGUGAUGUCUGAACUGAGACUAUAUACCGGGGGUGGGGGGGAGUAGCUCAAGCUUCUUUGGGUCUGGAGACUCUAUCUGACCCUUCAAAGUUGUGCAGCUGCAUGCUGCUGCCAUGCGCCUACACACUAGUGUUUGGCUGCUCCAAAGCAGAAGAGGGGAGGGAUAUUUUUCCAGGGGAAAAGCAUUGGCUGUCUGCCUAGAUCCUGUGGGCACCAUAUUGCCUACCCCUUUAGGACUAACUGAAGAGGAAAAAAAUAUCACGCGCAAAAUCCGUCCCUGUAUGAGAAUUGUGCCUGCACACAGAAGGUCAACAUAGGGAAUAACAGAACCUCUUCUUCCUCACGGCCCCAUCUUGGUGUAGACAUACAAGCAUUACACCAGAACAGCCUGUAGCACCUGGAUGUGCCUGCCAUCUAUCCCACCAUCCUCUGUUCAGUUAAGUUGAGGAAAAACCUAGAUGAAUAUGGGAGAAAGACAAAGAUCAUCCAUUCCAGUAAGGCCUGGCACACUACAUAUCCUUGUGCACGUGACUUGAAAAGGUGGAGGCAGUAGCAGGGGAGGGCAUCAGCCUCUUUGCCUCCAGGGCAACUGGUUGGCCGCUGUGUGAGAAUGCUGGACUAGAAGGACCACUGGUCUGAUCCAGCAGGCUCUUCUUAUGUUACUAACUGGGCUCUGUUGUUGGCCUGUGGUGAUCUCCUGGUAGGCACUGUGACCACACACAGGGAGGGACUGUGUUCUGCGUACCAAUAAAUCCUCAAGGGCAUUGUGAAGACUCCAAAAAGUCCUUGGAAUCUACAGCCUGUAUCUGUUGUGUGAAUAAUAUGAAGCGAAUUGUCUACUUUUAUACUAUCUUGUGAUUGUAUUUGUGAAUACUUAGUUGAGUUUAAAUAGUAUGAGGUGAUGUGAAAAACAAUAUGUACUUUUAUUACAUUGGCCCUAAGAAUGGUGGCUUGUUAUAAGCCCAUUACAUUGUUUACACGAAAAAUGACUUAUCUUAGCACUUAUUUAUCCUUUUAAUGUACACAGUGAAAUUUCUGGGCCUGAAAUACUCAAGGGCAUGUAUUGCAGUAUUACAAUAUAUAUGUGCUAUUUAUCCUUUUUAAAGUAUGUAUAUACUACAGUUUAUUUUUGUCCAUGUGCCCUUUUUAGUUCUUAAUUAUAAAGUAUAUGUAUUUUUUUCAGGUAAUAAAUGGUCUCUAUGGUGAUUUUUUUUUUUUACCC
Molecule: messenger RNA, 4642 nt
Organism: Gekko japonicus
Lineage: Eukaryota; Metazoa; Chordata; Lepidosauria; Squamata; Gekkonidae
Gene: PHACTR2
Product: phosphatase and actin regulator 2
Exons: 13
Coding region: 200-2131 (643 amino acids)
Biological process (GO): actin cytoskeleton organization
Molecular function (GO): actin binding
Source: RefSeq, a predicted model, not a curated record